CUUUUAUUUGGAUCGGCUACCACACGCACACCACCAAACCCUCUAGCAGCAAACCAACAUUGCCCUGCCAAUCGUCAGCUUAGAAACACAGAAGAAAAGCUGCAGUUUGCUAACCAGCUAAUCAAGAGGAACGAUAGUCGUACUGAGCGCGAGUUUUUCACUUCGGUCUCGUAUGUGUUUCCACUAAAGGCGCGACCAGUGUGUGCAACAUACUUUGCAGAAGUGUUAAUUACCGUUCCAACCGCCACAAAGUGCUUACCCGCGCCGCGAACCCGUGAAAAGUGUGGUUAAGUGAGAAAGGAAAAGUGAUCCCGCGCGUGUAAUCCCCGUAACACUGCAGCACCAUGUCGGCGAAUUCGAUUUUGCUGGACUUUUCGCUCGACCCCGCCCGCAUCAUCGACGAGGUGUCGCGCAAGGACAUCGUGCGGGUGUGCAAGGAAGGGCUGGAAAAGUAUCUGUCGGGACUGAAGAUCACCUACGACAUGCUGACGGCCGACGGGUAUCUCUGCCUGCUGAACGAAACCGGCACCGGAACCAUCGUGACGAUUCGCUUCUUCGAGCAGGGCCUGAUAACGAUCAACGUCGAAUACUACCGCAAGGAUGGCGAUGAGGCGAAGAUAUCCUUUGAUCAAAUACGAGAGCUCGAGAACAAUUUGGUGCAAAAUCUAAAACUCAACCAUGGCCAAUCGCUACCACCGCUCCAACGGGGUCCCUUAACCCGUUAUUUCCCGACCGCAGACGAGCGUGUCAUCGAGUACGACAUUGACCGGGUGCUGUUCGACAAGCGUUCCGAAUUCCAGAAGAUUCAAAUCGUUCACUCGCGAAGCCUUGGCAACAUGCUGGUGCUGGAUGAAUUGCAAAACAUUGCCGAAGCCGAUCUUAUCUACACCGAAACGUUGAUGUGCCGAGGCACCGAAAACUAUGCCGGCAAGGAGAUAUGCAUUCUGGGCGGCGGCGAUGGCGCUCUGCUGUACGAGCUGCUGAAGGAGAAGCCCAAAUUUGUCGUCAUGCUCGAGAUCGACGAGAUCGUUAUGCAGGCGUGCAACAAGUACAUGAACUCGAUCUGUGGCGACGUGCUGGAGAAGCGCACGGACGACAAUUAUGAGAUAAUCGUGGGCGACUGUAUGGUGUACCUGAAGAAGUACAUGAAGGAGGAGCGCAAGUUCGAUUACGUGUUUGGCGAUCUGACCGACAUCCCGAUCUCGGACACACCGACCGGUGAGAUAUGGGAUUUCAUACGCACGAUCCUGGAAUCGUCCUUCCAGGUGCUGAAACCGGACGGAAAGUUUAUGACGCACGGUAACGGUGUCAGCUGCCCGGAAUCGCUCCGCAUGUACGAGGAUCAGCUCGCUAAGCUAACGCCAAAGGUGAAGUACACUAAGAGCUCGGCCUUCGUGCCAUCUUUUAUGGAGGAAUGGGUGUUCUAUCAGGUGCAGCGUGAGAACGCUUCCUCCGCCGAUAGCGUUUGACUUUGUUCCAGCAACAUCACCGCCACCACCACAUUUGAUCUAACGUUGCGAAUAGUAGCGGUAGCGAUAGCCGUAGCAGACAUACUGCUUCCGCUGACGAUGCCGUUUUUGACACACACAAUUCCGAGUAGCACAACUAGCAUCAAAUCACGAUAGCGCAGAGCACAACUGGGAAGGAAACAGUAGCAGCACCUUAGCAAUAAUCUAACGACUUAUUUAAACUACUUAAUCGAUUAACCUGUUAGGCAAGGCAAGAAGACAUUUAACAGUGGUUUGAAGGGUUAGGCUAAGCUUUACCAAAGUUUGUGUCCAGAUUGAAGAAGGAAAAAAAAGGGGGACGAGAGUAACUGUAUCUUCCGAUUUUCUUCCUGCAUUACGCUUGGACAGUGAUGGGCGGAGUAUGAUGAAGACGAACUCGCAGCUAAAAGUAAAGGUAACAGUGAAAGCGUUAAUCUCAAUUCCUGUUCCGGCGCAAGUGGCACACCACCUAUCCGCACUUAGUUUAACCCCGUUGCUUCUUUCAUCUUAAUUUAUAAGUAGCCCACCCAUAUCAUAUCAAUACACAAAACCGCGUGUGUAUGUGUGAAGGUAUGGAUCCGCAAAAAUACUUCGAAAAGAGAGAGUAAGAGAUAGUUUUAGUUAGAUACGAGUUUCUUAUUUAAUUUUAAAGUUGACUCUGCAGUUUCGAGGAGUGUACUUACGGAAGAGAAGUAGUUGCUGGGUGAGAUACUUUUCAACUCCGCGCGGGGUGUGUUCGUUCGACAAAACUCUGGGUCGUUCAGCAGUUGGGUAAAGCGAGCAGGGUGCUAGACAGAUAGGUUUGUCCAAACAGAUUUGCCAUUUAUGAACUAGAUUUGAUUAGCAAUUCAAACGAGUGUGUUCUCUAUCUAAGUCACAAUAAAAAAAACACUGUGAGUGGCUGGUGAAUAUGUGAA
Messenger RNA from Anopheles stephensi (Asian malaria mosquito), 2404 nucleotides. It is a transcript of the gene Sms, whose product is annotated as spermine synthase. Gene Ontology annotation, molecular function: spermine synthase activity. Lineage: Eukaryota; Metazoa; Arthropoda; Insecta; Diptera; Culicidae. Gene Ontology annotation, biological process: spermine biosynthetic process. The coding region runs from base 345 to 1469 and encodes 374 amino acids. The transcript has 5 exons. The record is from RefSeq and is a predicted model, not a curated record.